CAGCCUUCAUGGGCUGCUGGAAGCAGUGUCUGGACAGGCCGACCAAGUAUGCCCUGGUGAGCGGUAUCAUCGUGACCCUGGCAUUAACUGUCGGGAUGGUCCUCGCCUUGACGCUGGACUGGGGCUCCCAGUCAGGCUGCCAGGGGGACGUCUGCCACCCCGAAGGGGAUAUGCUGAGUUACCUGCUGAGCCUCGGCCAGGUCAGCAGUCCCGAUGGCCUGCUGGUCACCUGGAGCCAUGGGGCCAACAGCCGCACUGAGAUGGAGGAGGGCCUGAGCAGUGACUCCAUGGUCUUGGAGGCAGAUGUCAACAUAGAAGGGCUUGGCACAGCCAGUGAGACAGGCAUCCCCAUCAUGGCCCACCCGCCAGCCAUCUACAGUGACAACACCCUGCAGCACUGGCUGCAGACCGUGCUAACCCACUCCCAGAAGGGCAUCAAACUGGACUUCAAGAGCCUCAAGGCCGUAGGCCCCUCCUUGGACCUCCUUCGGCAGCUGACUGACGCUGGCAGGGUGCAAAGGCCUGUGUGGGUCAACGCUGACAUCCUGCGGGGUCCCAACAAUGCUAUCUCCAUCCCGGUCAAUGCCACACAGUUCCUGGCACUGGUGCAGGAGAAGUACCCCAGGACCACCCUGUCCGUGGGCUGGACCACCUUGUAUGCAGCCCCGCUCCUUACUGGCCCAUACACCAGGGCCAUGUUGGAGGAGAUGCAGGCACUGGUGGGGACCAUGCCACAGAAGGUUACCUUCCCUGUUCGGGCUGUCAUGGUGCGAAGGGCCUGGCCCCACUUCAGCUGGCUGCUGGACCAAUCUGACAGGUACACCCUGACGCUGUGGCAGGGCACCACCGAUCCAGUGUCCGUAGACGAUCUCCUCUAUAUCCGGGACAACACGGAGGCCCACCGAGUCUACUAUGACCUCUUUGAGCCUGUCCUGUCACAGUUCAAGCAGCUGGCUUUGAAUACCACAAGGAAGCAGGUGUACUACACAGGUGGCAGCCUGAAGCCACUUCUCCAGCCUCGAGGCUGUGAUGGGCUGGGCUGGGAGUGGCUGGUUCCAGAAGUCCACGGCAAUGGGGCUGAAGCCACGGUCAUCUUCCCAGACAAAGAUGGCAUGAUCCUGCUGGAUAUCGGCCUCCAAGGAGCUGCAACCAGAGAACCUGUGCCCAUUGUACAUGCCCCAGGUGGCCCUACCCUGACACUGGAAGCCUCCCUGCUAAAGCUGGCCAUGCGCCCUGGGCGCUGGGGUGUCCACAUGAACAUAGCAGAGCCUGCAGCCCUGCGGCCAGCUCUGACCACUCUGGCACACCUCUCUUCCCUUGGCCACCUGCCCCGGCCUGUGUGGGUUGGGGCCACAGUCUCCCAUGGCAGUUUUGCAGUCCCUGGCUACAUGGAUGGCAGAGAGCUGAUCACUGCUGUGGCUGACAUUUUCCCGCAUGUGACACUGGCCCCAAGCUGGCCCGAGGAGGUGCUGGAUGGUGGCUACAGGGAGCAACUGGUCACAGAUAUGCUAGAGCUAUACCAGGGGCUCUGGCAACCAGUGUCCUUCCAGAUACAGGCUGGGCCACUGGGGCAGAGCCCAGCAGGGGUAAUGGCCACAUUACUGGCGGCCUCACCCCGGGCCACUGUCACGGUGCAAAGCAGCCGUGCUAGAAGCAGCCCUGCAGUUGUUCGGGCAGGACUUGUAGCAGCCAGGGCUGAGGACAGAAGCCGGGUCUACUACAGGUUGACCCAGGAGCAGCGCCAAAACUUGCUGGCAGACCUUGGCAGGAACUGACUGCCUAGCUGUGAGCAGUGCCAGGCUGGCUAAUCUCUGGGCCAUGGCUUCAUGGGUGGCAGGACGAAUAAACACCUGGCCUUCCUCCCUA
Molecule: messenger RNA, 1866 nt
Organism: Cavia porcellus (domestic guinea pig)
Lineage: Eukaryota; Metazoa; Chordata; Mammalia; Rodentia; Caviidae
Gene: Fam151a
Product: family with sequence similarity 151 member A
Exons: 8
Coding region: 9-1775 (588 amino acids)
Source: RefSeq, a predicted model, not a curated record